Messenger RNA from Strongyloides ratti, 960 nucleotides. RefSeq names its product RNA-binding protein 34. The transcript has 2 exons. NCBI's taxonomy places the organism in Eukaryota, Metazoa, Nematoda, Chromadorea, Rhabditida, Strongyloididae. Bases 1 to 960 code for a protein of 319 amino acids. Gene Ontology annotation, molecular function: RNA binding. The record is from RefSeq and is a predicted model, not a curated record.
AUGACUUCAAAAUAUCGUCCUGGAAAUCUUGCUGCUGCUUUAUUUGGUGCUUCUAACAAUAAUGAAGAAGAAAGUAGUAGUUCUUCUGAUGAAGAAAGUGGACCAGUUACAGCUGCAGAGAAAAUGGUUAUAACACAUACAAGAGCUGAAGAACAACGUAAGGAAGAAAAACAUAAAGAAAGAGAAGAACACAAAAAGAAAAUACAACAAAAAUUAGAUACAGUUAAGCAAAGAGAUGAUGAAUGUCCAAGAACUUUAUAUGUUGGUAAUGCACCAUUGAAUACAACAAGAGACAAGAUUCGUAAUAUAUUUCAUCAUUUUGGAAAAGUUCAUUCUGUAAGAAUGCGUAAUGUUUUACCACAAAAUGAAAAAAUGAGUAGGAGAGCUGCUGCACAAACUGGUAAAUUUUCAGAAUUACAAAAGAGUUUGACAUUUUAUGUGAAAUAUGAAAAAGAAGAAUCUGUUGGUGCUGCACUUGCAGCUGGAAAACAUGAAAUUGAUGGUCGUCAGUUAAUUGUUACAUCGGCUAAUGAUAUAAAAUACGAUCCAAAAUGUUCAGUUUUUGUAGGUAACCUACAUCUUAAAAUUACAGAAGAUGAUUUAAUAAAACAUUUUUCUCCUGUUGUUGACGUCAAUGCUGUUCGUGUUGUACGUGAUAGAAAUUCACAUGAAGGUAUUGGAAUAGCCUUCGUGAGACUUUCAGAUCCUACAUUACUUAAAAAAGCACUAACCCUCAAUGGAUCUCAAUUACUUGGAAGAGAAAUAAGAGUAACAAAGAUUGCCAAAAAGAAGAACAGAUCGGCUAACAAUGGUCGGCAAGGAAAAAAAUUUAAUAAGGGAGAUAGAAAAGAUGGAAAAAAUAAUAAACAUAGUGGAGUUUUACCUAGAUCAAAAAAUAUAAAUAAAAAAUUUAAAAAACGUACAGAUAAGAAAGAUAACAAAAAGACCAUAAUGUCUUAA